ACUGCCCGUGGUGGCACACGCUCUCAGCGUCGCACGACACCUCUCAGGUCCCCUCUCUCUCUCUCUUCCUUGAGAACCUGAUCAGCAGACGAGGCUUUCAGCGUACCCUCUACCCAGCUGUUUCGACUUGGCUUCUUUGGCUCUUCUUCCUUUUCUCUGCGAUUUAUAGGGUCCUAGCGAUGGCGGAUCGAUUGACUCGUAUCGCUAUCGUCAGUUCGGACCGUUGCAAGCCUAAGAAAUGCCGCCAGGAAUGCAAGAAGAGCUGUCCUGUCGUCAAAACUGGAAAACUGUGUAUCGAAGUCACUUCUGCAUCUAAGAUUGCUUUCAUCUCUGAAGAACUUUGUAUUGGAUGUGGUAUUUGUGUCAAGAAAUGCCCAUUUGAGGCAAUUCAGAUCAUUAACUUGCCAAAAGACCUGGAUAGAGAUACGACCCAUCGUUAUGGUCCGAACACCUUCAAGUUGCACAGGUUGCCGGUUCCAAGACCUGGGCAGGUUUUGGGCUUGGUUGGAACAAAUGGUAUUGGGAAGUCGACUGCACUCAAAGUUUUGGCGGGGAAGUUAAAACCUAACCUGGGUCGUUUCAAUAAUCCUCCUGAUUGGCAGGAAAUAUUGACAAACUUCCGGGGGUCUGAACUGCAAAAUUAUUUCACUCGUAUUUUGGAAGAUAAUCUGAAGGCAAUCAUCAAGCCACAGUAUGUUGAUCACAUUCCAAAAGCAGUCCAAGGCAAUGUUGGCCAAGUGCUCAAUCAGAAAGAUGAGAGAGAUAUGAAGGCAGAACUUUGUCAUGAUCUUGAGCUGAAUCAGGUUAUAGAUCGAAAUGUUGGGGAUUUGUCAGGUGGAGAGCUUCAGAGGUUUGCUAUUGCUGUAGUUGCCAUACAAAAUGCAGAGAUAUACAUGUUUGAUGAGCCUUCCAGUUAUCUUGAUGUUAAACAAAGGCUCAAGGCUGCCCAAGUUAUUCGAUCUUUGCUCAGACCUAACAGCUAUGUCAUUGUUGUAGAGCAUGACCUUAGUGUUCUCGACUACUUGUCGGACUUCAUUUGCUGCUUAUAUGGGAAACCAGGAGCAUAUGGAGUUGUUACUCUACCAUUUUCAGUCAGAGAAGGCAUUAAUAUAUUCUUGGCAGGGUUUGUUCCAACUGAGAAUCUGAGGUUCCGAGAGGAGUCUCUUACUUUCAAGGUUGCUGAAACUCCACAGGAAAGUGCCGAGGAGGUCCAGACCUAUGCACGUUACAGAUACCCAACCAUGACUAAAACUCAGGGUAAUUUCAAGCUUCGUGUGGUUGAGGGUGAAUUCACCGACUCUCAGAUUAUUGUAAUGCUCGGUGAGAAUGGGACGGGGAAGACAACAUUCAUCCGCAUGCUGGCUGGUUUGUUGAAGCCUGAUGAAGUGGAGGAUUCUGAUGUGGAAAUACCAGAAUUUAAUGUUUCUUAUAAGCCCCAGAAGAUCAGUCCAAAAUUUCAGUCGACAGUCAGGCACUUGUUACAUCAAAAGAUACGUGAUUCGUAUAUGCAUGCUCAGUUUGUGUCAGAUGUCAUGAAACCACUUUUAAUCGAACAAUUAAUGGAUCAAGAAGUUGUGAAUCUCUCUGGUGGAGAGCUGCAAAGAGUUGCCUUGUGUCUUUGUCUUGGAAAGCCUGCAGACAUUUAUCUGAUAGAUGAACCUAGUGCUUACCUUGAUUCAGAGCAGCGUAUUGUUGCUUCCAAAGUAAUAAAGAGGUUUAUCCUCCAUGCCAAGAAAACUGCUUUUGUUGUUGAGCACGACUUCAUUAUGGCGACCUACCUGGCAGACAGAGUUAUCGUCUAUGAGGGGCAACCAUCAGUGAAUUGUACUGCCAAUGCUCCACAGUCGUUAUUGACUGGGAUGAACCUCUUCUUGUCUAAAUUGUUCACCAUCAUUAGAGAUUAUCUCCAUCGAGAAGACCCCAACUGGGUUGCUGCUGGAACUUCCCCAACAAUCGGAAUUGCUGUUCUUCAUCAAGUAGGUUGGACUACAACUCUUUAUUUUGGAGGACUUCGACUUCUUCUUUACUCCUCAGACCAGGACAACAACAAGAAAUUGUUCACCAUCAUUAGAGAUUAUCUCCAUCGAGAAGACCCCAACUGGGUUGCUGCUAGAACUUCCCCAACAAUCGGAAUUGCUGUUCUUCAUCAAGUAGGUUGGACUGCAACUCUUUUUUUUGGAGGACUUCGACUUCUUCUUUACUCCUCAGACCAGGACAGCAACAAGCAUCUGAAUAUUACAUUUAGGAGGGACCCAACCAAUUAUCGUCCUCGAAUAAACAAAUUGGAUUCGACCAAGGACCGGGGGCAAAAAGCUGCUGGAUCUUAUUACUACCUUGAUGAUUAACCUAAUUUGCCACAGUAGGGGUUUAUUCAUCUUUUCUGGAAUAUUGCUGGUGCGCAUAUUGUUCUGCUCCUUAUGAAGCUUUGCCAGGCUUUGAGAUUUCUAAAGGGGGCUAGACCUCCAUCAAAGAGGUGGUUCAACUGUUUUAUUGGCAAGUUAUUAACGGUAUUGUCAGCAUGGACUUCUUUAUGCUUUGUUUAGAAUUUUCCUCCCCAACCCCCCCACCCCCCCCGAAAAAAAAAAAAAAAAAAAAAACAUUCAUGUGAGUGAAUCUAAAUAUCAGAUGCUCCGCUGUACUUGCUUUUCUGUCUGCUUUAACUGCUGCUGAUUGAGAAAAUUGUAAGCUGCAAGAUGAGAAAGCGGAGAUAGUAUGACUAGUAAGUUUUUGAGUUAUUGCCUGGUUUUGAAGAGACGAGAAAUUUAUUUAUCUUAUAUAGGGUAGUUCUUUUGUGGAUGCAGCGAGAGCUUUGUACUGUAAUAGAGUUAAUGCAUCCACUUAUGAAUCUAAGAGCUUUGAUCGGAUUUA
This is a messenger RNA of Macadamia integrifolia, 2868 nucleotides long. RefSeq names its product ABC transporter E family member 2. Gene Ontology annotation, molecular function: ribosomal small subunit binding; iron ion binding; ATP binding. The transcript has 15 exons. Bases 180 to 2345 code for a protein of 721 amino acids. Lineage: Eukaryota; Viridiplantae; Streptophyta; Magnoliopsida; Proteales; Proteaceae. The record is from RefSeq and is a predicted model, not a curated record. Gene Ontology annotation, biological process: translational initiation; ribosomal subunit export from nucleus; translational termination.